AAGUGGACAUUGAACCGUCACACUCACUCAACCAGAGAGUGUGAGGGUUUUAGCCGAGUGUUUCAGACAAAAUAAAACUCAGGGCUGCUUGUCUCUUUACAGUCUAUCGGUGAAAUGGCCGCCAAGCAGGAGGAUCAGGAGCAUCACGGAGUCGAGCUGGACCAGGAUCAGUUCUGCUGCUCGGUGUGUCUGGAUCUUCUAAAGGAGCCUGUGACCAUUUAUUGUGGACACAGUUACUGCAGAUGCUGUAUUGAGGGUUGCUGGGACCAGGAGGAGGAGAAGGGGGAGUUCAGCUGCCCUCAGUGCAGAGAAACCUUCAUCCCCAGACCUGUGCUGAGGAGGAACAAUAUGCUGGCUGAGGUGGUGAGGACACUGAAGAGGACAAGCACCAAAGCGGACUCUCCUCCUCAGGCCUGCAGCGGCCCAGCGGAUGUUCCCUGUGAUUUCUGCAGCGGAACCGGCCGAACCAAAGCCACCAUGUCCUGCUUGACGUGUUUGGCGUCCUACUGUGCAGCUCACCUGGAGCCUCACUACUGUGUUCCUGUGCUGAAGAAGCACCAGCUGGUCUCAGCUACAGUCCCACUGCAGGAGAAGAUGUGCUCCGAACACAACAAGCUGAUGGAGUUCUACUGUGAGACGGACGAGCAGCUUGUGUGCUCCAUGUGCACUCUGGAGGAGCAUGAGCUGCACAAAUUUGUCUCCGUUUCAGCACUGAAGGACAAAACAAAGAAAAAUCUGGAUUCAACUCAAAAGAAAAUCCAGGAGGAAGUCCAGCAGAGGGAGAAGGAGCUGCAGGAACUGAAGCGAGCUGAGGAGAAUGUCAAGAGCUGUGCUCAGACGUCACUGACGGACUGCGACCAGAUCUUUGCCCAGCUGAUCUCCUCCAUGCAGAAGAGACGCAGCGAAGUGAAGCAGCUGGUUUCAGCGCAGGAGAAAACUGCCGUCUGUCAGUCCGAAGAGCUGAAGCUGCAGCUGGAGGAGGAGAUCAGCAGGCUGAGGAGGAGAGACGCCCAACUGGAGGAGCUGUCGCAUACUGACGACCACAUCUAUGUGAUGCAGUUUCUCUCCACAUCCUGUGAUUUUCCUGAGUUUACACCUGCUGCUGCUCCUCUACGUUCCUUCCGAGAUGUGACCGACUGUGUGUCUGAGCUGAGAGACAAUCUGGAGGCUGUACUGAAGGAAACGUGGCCACGAAUCUCAACCACAGUCUCUUAUGUCGACUUCUCACUACCACCAGCACCCAACUCCAGAGAAGAGUUUCUACGCUAUCAUCGUCCCCUCACUCUGGACGUGACCUCCAACUACCCAUAUCUCCACCUGAUUCACGACAACCUCCGACUGAGGCCUUCCCCCAGCUCCUACUCUGCUCAUCCAGACAGGUUCACUAAGUUUCCACAGGUUCUGUGCAGAGAGGGUUUGUCUGAGCGAUGCUACUGGGAGCUGGAGUGGCACGCUCGCACUCUGUCUGCAGCGGUGGCCUACAAAGACACCGACCGAACCUCAGACGAGUCCCAGUUUGGUAGAAAUGACAAGUCGUGGAGUUUAGAGUGCACAGCGGGCAGCUACUUGUUCCGUCACAAUAAUGUAGAAGAGAAAGUGUCAGGGCCUCCGUCCUGCAGGAUCGGAGUUUACCUGGAUUAUAAAGCAGGAGCUCUGAGUUUUUAUCACGUCAAUGACCCGAUGGUCCUCAUCCACAAAGUCCUGACCACGUUCACCCAGCCUCUCCACCCGGGGAUUGGGCUGAACUAUGAAUGGUAUGAUGUUGGAGUAUUUGCACAGCUGGUCAAGCUAUGGUAGUCUGAGUAAGUGUGAGUGUGUUUGAGGGAUUUUUUCCCCUAUGUUGUAACUAUAUCUACUGAUAAAAAUGUUAUGAACCAUCCUGGAAGUCCCUGAGAAUCUAAGAUGAAGAAAUAAAGAUGCUUUUUAGUGCAUAGCAGUAGAUAACAAGGGACAUAUUAUAGAUGGGAAGGUGUAAGAAAAGCUUUUGCAGACAACAAUUUCUAAAUAUAAAGUGAAAUCCACAAUUUUGUGCAAAAGCAGAUCUUUUACUUCCUAUAAAGUAAUUUCUGUCAUAACUCCCCUGAGCAGCCUGAUAUUAGAAAGAUGGUAUCAGUUUGUUUCUGCAGAUCCCACUUCACUCUCCGCUGAAGUAAAUCCGUGCAAUCCUGUAUCUGUUUUCCAAGACAAAUGCUUUGUUUGUUCUUGUUGGUGGUUGAUUACGAUCAGGAGGGUUUUCAUUGCCAGUGAGAAAAAAAAACCUGCAAGUUAUUGCAAGCGUGAAAUCCCUAUUGCGGUUUUGUUUUCAAUGUGGAAACUUUGCUUGGAAAAUGGACAAACCUGCUUAUACAGCAUCACAAUUUGCUGCCAACUGUCACUGUUUAUUGCUUUUUUUGUGAGUGUUAACUGCGUAUAAAUUAUGACUGACAGGGCUGAGCUACUUAGCAUGUUUGACAGCUUGUUUUAUUCACUGGAGAUUUAAAUAUUCCCAUGACAUGUUUUCACUGCAAAUGUCUUCUUAAAUUUCACUGCAAUAGCUUAAAUAUGGUUUGCACUUCAAAAAAAAUAAAUGUAAUUGCAUUGCUUA
Amphiprion ocellaris (clown anemonefish) is the source of this 2584-nucleotide messenger RNA. Its product is annotated as E3 ubiquitin-protein ligase TRIM16-like. Bases 115 to 1797 code for a protein of 560 amino acids. Lineage: Eukaryota; Metazoa; Chordata; Actinopteri; Pomacentridae. The record is from RefSeq and is a predicted model, not a curated record. Gene Ontology annotation, molecular function: zinc ion binding; protein binding. The transcript has 7 exons.